AUUUAUUUUUCGUUAUACAUUUCCGCAAAGAAAAAAAGAAGAAAGAAUUUUAUCUAGAGAAAAUCACUGUUAUUUAUUUUUUUAAUUAAUAAAAAAUAAAUAAAAAUCAACAUUUAGCAGCCUCAUUCAAAGCAAUCUCUGUGUUGUAUUAUGGAUGGGCGUAGCAUAAACAGCGACGUUACGGGCAACAGUGAGACGUCACCCAUUGCUUCAGCUCGAUCCAAUAUGUUUCAAACAUUUGGAUCUUUAUUUGGUAAUGGUGGCAAUGCUCCCAUGCGUCGACCACCAACUCCACAAUCCGCAGAUGGAUAUGUGGAAUUCGGAAUGACGGACCCGGAAAGAAAUGGACGGACAUUGGGUACAUUUGCUGGAGUAUUCUCGCCAGUGGCUCUUUCAAUGUUUAGUGCUUUGGUAUUUAUUCGUGUUGGAUUUAUUGUUGGUAAUGCAGGACUCUAUGUGACACUCCUUCAGUUUGUUAUUGCUUAUCUAAUUCUGCUAUUUACUGUGGCGUCUGUUUGUGCUAUAUCCACGAAUGGAGCUGUUGAAGGUGGAGGAGUAUAUUUUAUGAUAAGUCGAACACUCGGCUUGGAAUUUGGAGGUUCUAUUGGUACACUUUUCUUUCUGGCUAAUGUCGUUGGCUGUGCGAUGGCUAUUACUGGAUGUACUGAAGGUAUUAUGGAAAAUUUUGGUCCCGGUGGUUACUUCACCAAAGGUAGUCCCGGAUUGCCUGACGGGCCAUGGUGGCGAUUUUUCUAUUGUACGAUUAUCAAUACGGCUAUGUUAAUUGUGUGUUUGAUUGGAGCUACAAUGUUUGCCAAAACUUCAGUCAUGAUUCUUGGAAUCGUGACAAUAUGUUUGUUUUCAACUUACAUAAGUUUUCUUACCAAAGGUCCAAUGUCGGUUCUUAUUCCCGAAGAUAAUAAAUUAAAUGUUUCGCAUGUUUUCAACUACACCGGUUUAUCUAUGGAAACUUUGAAAGGAAAUUUAUACGAACAUUAUGGACCAGAUUAUACUUCGGGUGGAAAAAUUGUUAAUUUUGCCGUAACAUUCGGUGUCUUAUUCGCUGGUGUAACUGGAAUUAUGGCCGGAGCUAAUAUGUCUGGCGAACUGAAAAGUCCUUCUCGAAGUAUUCCAGUUGGCACAUUAUCUGCAGUUACUUUUACCUUCGUUUGUUAUAUCAUGUUAUCCUUACUCAUGGCACUGACAACACCUCACAAUCUACUAUGCAACAAUUACUUGUUCCUUAUGCCUGUCAAUUUCUGGCCUCCAUUCAUAGCUAUAGGAAUUUUAACAGCGACUUUCUCAACUGGAUUAUCCAAUCAAAUCGGAUCAAGUCGUAUUCUGGAAGCUCUAGCAAAAGAUCAAGUUUUUGGUCCAGUUUUAAAUUUUGUUAUUUGCGGAACAUGGAAAGGCAAUCCAAUUGUAGCUGUACUCACCAGUUGGGUAUUAGUGGAAGCGAUUCUUCUAAUUGGAUCGUUGAAUACUAUUGCUCAAAUUAACUCUGUGCUGUUUAUGUUGUCAUACUUGUCAACAAAUUUAGCUUGCUUGGGAAUUGAACUCACUGGUGCCCCAAACUUCCGGCCACUCUUCAAAUACUUUACUUGGCAUACAUGCUUGAUUGGGCUGUUGGGAACUUUGGUUAUGAUGUUUGUCAUUAAUCCAAUAUACGCGUCGUCCAGUAUCAUCUUGUGUCUAAUUCUUGUGAUUGCCUUGCAUAUCUUUUCGCCAGCAUCACAAGGCACUCAAUGGGGAUCUAUCUCGCAGGCUUUGAUGUUCCAUCAAGUGAGGAAGUAUCUACUUAUGUUGGAUCCACGAAAGGAACAUGUCAAAUUUUGGAGACCACAAAUGUUACUCUUGGUCGCGAGUCCGCGUUCUUGUUGUCCACUUAUUGAUUUCGUCAAUGACAUGAAAAAGGGUGGUCUCUAUGUGAUUGGUCAUGUUAAGGUCGGUGAUUGCACUGCAAUUACAGAUCCAACAAUUGAAGAAAAUCAAAUGUGGCUAUCAUUAUUGGAUCACAUGAAGGUAAAAGCUUUUGCUGAAGUAACACUCGCCAACUCAAUCAGAGAAGGAGUGCAACACUUGAUUCGUUUAUCUGGAAUUGGAGCUAUGAAACCAAAUACAAUUAUAAUGGGCUUUUAUGAUUCACAAAUUCCAAGGGAUUUCUUCACGGUUGAAAAUUCAUCUUACAAAACUAAGGACUUCAACAAAGGAGAAUUCGAAGCUUUUCCCAUUCGUAGUUCUCGCGAAGAGAAGCCAAUGAGCACUCAGGAUUAUGUUUCAAUUAUCUGUGAUACAUUAAAGAUGAAGAAAAAUAUUUGUUUAUGCAGACACUUCCAUCAACUGGAUAAGAAUUUCAUUUCAAAGAGCAAUCAUAUAAAAUAUAUCGACGUCUGGCCAAUUAAUGUUUUCGAUCCAAAAAGUGAAAAUCCAUUUGAUGUGGUUUCAUUGUUUAUGAUGCAACUGGCAUGCAUUAUUAAUAUGUUACCGAAAUGGAAACGAUUGACGUUACGUGUUUUCCUUUGUGAGGCUAAUGAAAGUUCAUCGAAUAUAAGCUCAUUUGAUACUCAAAUUCCACAAAUGGAUAUGUUUCCUAAAAUGAAGCUUCAACAGUCGUUGAAAAAUUUAAGAAUUGUUGCUGAUAUAUUUGAGAUAGGUGAAUGGAGCAGAAAUACUGAUUUUAUUCGUCAUGCAUCUAUUCUCAAACAGUUUACAAACUGUGCUGAAUAUGAUACUGAACCAAUCACUGAAGAAAAUCUUAAUCGUUCAAAGCUAUACAUGCAAAGAGUUAAUCAAAUCAUUCGCGAAAGAUCUGACCAAACGGCUGUAUCUUUCAUUUAUCUUGCCGCACCACCAAAUACUAACGCACCUCACUGGGAAGAACGAAGUGAACGUUACAUGGAAUUACUUUCCGAACUAACUGCAGAACUUCCUCCAACAAUCUUAGUACAUGGCAUAAGCACUGUUACUUCAACAACUCUCUAAAAUUUAACUAUUAAUUACUCAUAAGAUAAUAUCCAUAGAUUGUAAGGACCUGAUCAACACAUACAUAACAAAAUUAUUAUACACAAAAGCUAUAAGCUGAUUAUUAUUAUUUUAAUUUGACUUGAUUUGUUUAUUUAAUUAUUAGUAAAAUCUAUAAGAAAGCCUUUUUGAGGUAUACAAAUGAUAUGUAUUUAAGCAUUUGCAUUGAGUUAAUAUAUUCGAUUACUUAGUUAAA
Messenger RNA from Episyrphus balteatus (marmalade hoverfly), 3217 nucleotides. RefSeq names its product solute carrier family 12 member 9. Gene Ontology annotation, cellular component: membrane. Gene Ontology annotation, molecular function: potassium:chloride symporter activity. The transcript is spliced from 11 exons. Gene Ontology annotation, biological process: cell volume homeostasis; chloride transmembrane transport; chloride ion homeostasis. The record is from RefSeq and is a predicted model, not a curated record. The coding region runs from base 151 to 2982 and encodes 943 amino acids. NCBI's taxonomy places the organism in Eukaryota, Metazoa, Arthropoda, Insecta, Diptera, Syrphidae.